AUGCACGCGUGCUGCCUGAUUCAUCCGCGCGGAGGCGCGCGGGGAGCGCGCGGAGAAGCGCGCGGCGCUGCCCUUCGCCGCGAACGACGCGCGGUCGAGCUGCCGCGCGCACCUCGGGGAGAGAGAGGGGCCAAGCUGAGGUGCUGUGCGGAGAUAGAAGCACAACGGGCAGCACUGCCAGUGGUGGCGGGGGAGGGUGACGGGGUGGAGGCCGCGGGGAGCAGCAGUGCUGUGUGCGGCGAGACGGGGUCGGGGAAACCAAUCAGUAUCAAAGAAGUUCCGCAGGUGCUGUGGUGUGGGGGAAAGGGCAGGUGCUGUGGUGUGGGGGAAAGGGCAGGUGCGUGUGGUGUGGGGGAAAGGGCAGGUGCUGUGGUGUGGGGGAAAGGGCAGGUGCUGUGGUGUGGGGGAAAGGGCAGGUGCGUGUGGUAUGGGGGAAAGGGCAGGUGCUGUGGUGUGGGGGAAAGGGCAGGUGCGCGUGGUGUGGGGGAAAGGGCAGGUGCGUGUGGUAUGGGGGAAAGGGCAGGUGCUGUGGUGUGGGGGAAAGGGCAGGUGCUGUGGUGUGGGGGAAAGGGCAGGUGCUGUGGUGUGGGGGAAAGGGCAGGUGCUGUGGUGUGGGGGAAAGGGCAGGUGCGUGUGGUGUGGGGGAAAGGGCAGGUGCGUGUGGUGUGGGGGAAAGGGCAGGUGCGCGUGGUGUGGGGGAAAGGGCAGGUGCGCGUGGUGUGGGGGAAAGGGCAGGUGCGCGCGGUGUGGGGGAAAGGGCAGGUGCGAGCGGUGUGGGGGAAAGGGCAGGUGCGCGUGGUGUGGGGGAAAGGGCAGGUGCGUGUGGUGUGGGGGAAAGGGCAGGUGCGCGUGGUGUGGGGGAAAGGGCAGGUGCGCGUGGUGUGGGGGAAAGGGCAGGUGCGCGUGGUGUGGGGGAAAGGGCAGGUGCGCGUGGUGUGGGGGAAAGGGCAGGUGCGCGCGGUGUGGGGGAAAGGGCAGGUGCUGUGGUGUGGGGGAAAGGGCAGGUGCUGUGGUGUGGGGGAAAGGGCAGGUGCUGUGGUGUGGGGGAAAGGGCAGGUGCGCGCGGUGUGGGGGAAAGGGCAGGUGCGCGUGGUGUGGGGGAAAGGGCAGGUGCGCGCGGUGUGGGGGAAAGGGCAGGUGCGAGCGGUGUGGGGGAAAGGGCAGGUGCGCGUGGUGUGGGGGAAAGGGCAGGUGCGCGUGGUGUGGGGGAAAGGGCAGGUGCGCGCGGUGUGGGGGAAAGGGCAGGUGCGAGCGGUGUGGGGGAAAGGGCAGGUGCGCGUGGUGUGGGGGAAAGGGCAGGUGCGUGUGGUGUGGGGGAAAGGGCAGGUGCGCGUGGUGUGGGGGAAAGGGCAGGUGCUGUGGUGUGGGGGAAAGGGCAGGUGCUGUGGUGUGGGGGAAAGGGCAGGUGCGCGUGGUGUGGGGGAAAGGGCAGGUGCGCGCGGUGUGGGGGAAAGGGCAGGUGCGCGUGGUGUGGGGGAAAGGGCAGGUGCGCGCGGUGUGGGGGAAAGGGCAGGUGCGCGUGGUGUGGGGGAAAGGGCAGGUGCGCGCGGUGUGGGGGAAAGGGCAGGUGCGAGCGGUGUGGGGGAAAGGGCAGGUGCGCGUGGUGUGGGGGAAAGGGCAGGUGCGUGUGGUGUGGGGGAAAGGGCAGGUGCGCGUGGUGUGGGGGAAAGGGCAGGUGCGCGUGGUGUGGGGGAAAGGGCAGGUGCGCGUGGUGUGGGGGAAAGGGCAGGUGCGCGUGGUGUGGGGGAAAGGGCAGGUGCGCGUGGUGUGGGGGAAAGGGCAGGUGCUGUGGUGUGGGGGAAAGGGCAGGUGCUGUGGUGUGGGGGAAAGGGCAGGUGCUGUGGUGUGGGGGAAAGGGCAGGUGCGUGUGGUGUGGGGGAAAGGGCAGGUGCGUGUGGUGUGGGGGAAAGGGCAGGUGCGCGUGGUGUGGGGGAAAGGGCAGGUGCGCGUGGUGUGGGGGAAAGGGCAGGUGCGCGCGGUGUGGGGGAAAGGGCAGGUGCGAGCGGUGUGGGGGAAAGGGCAGGUGCGCGUGGUGUGGGGGAAAGGGCAGGUGCGUGUGGUGUGGGGGAAAGGGCAGGUGCGCGUGGUGUGGGGGAAAGGGCAGGUGCGCGUGGUGUGGGGGAAAGGGCAGGUGCGCGCGGUGUGGGGGAAAGGGCAGGUGCGCGUGGUGUGGGGGAAAGGGCAGGUGCGCGCGGUGUGGGGGAAAGGGCAGGUGCGCGUGGUGUGGGGGAAAGGGCAGGUGCGCGCGGUGUGGGGGAAAGGGCAGGUGCGAGCGGUGUGGGGAAGGGCCAGGUGAGUGCGGUGGGGUGGGGGAGGUACAUGGAGGCCGGCCCUGCCAGCCUUGUGUGCGGUGAGACGGGGUCGGGCAAGACCAUGCAAGUGCCACUGAGACACUUGACAUGGUGUUACCGUAUCAUCAUGUCAUGA
Messenger RNA from Closterium sp. Yama58-4, 2427 nucleotides. Lineage: Eukaryota; Viridiplantae; Streptophyta; Zygnematophyceae; Desmidiales; Closteriaceae. The record is from the annotation of a GenBank genome assembly.